AUGGCGGAACCUAAGCUUAUUCCGACCUCUGAGAAACUGAUCCUCAUUGGGAUGUUGAGAGGGCCUGGGUCGGGGAAGAGCUCGCAGUGUCGGUUGCUGGCGCAGACGUUCAAGGUUGAACAUGUUUGUGUUGGGGAGCUGUUGCGAGCGGAGAUGAAUCGCGAAGGGAGCCCUCAUGCUGCUACUAUUAGGGGCAACAUGAUGAAGGGUACUAUCGGACCCAAGGAACUUACCGUUGGGCUUCUGAAGUCGCAUAUUCGUCAACGUUUCGAGCAGGGGAUGCGGGCUUUUAUCAUCGACGGUAAGUGCACCCCCUCCAACCUACUCUAUCCUACUACAGCUUUGCGGUCAGGAUUCCCUAGAAACGUUCUUCAGCUGCAACACUUUGAAAUUGAAGUCGGGGUCUUGCAGUGGCUCCUUUAUCUCGACUGCCCUGAAGAGACUUUGACGCAGCGACUGCUGCCUCGGGGUCGGUUCGAUGACCACACUGAGACGAUUCAAGGGAGGCUAAGGACCUUCAACAUGAGCACGUCAGAGGUUAUCGAGUACUUUCGAGGACAAGGCAAGUUGAAGGUCUUAAACGGAGAGCAGACGAUGGCGACGGUUCACGAACAAUUGAAGGGGGUUAUCUCAGAGGUGGCAGAGCUGCGGCAAACGCCGGAACUUGUUCAAGGAGAACUCUGA
Molecule: messenger RNA, 684 nt
Organism: Fusarium falciforme
Lineage: Eukaryota; Fungi; Ascomycota; Sordariomycetes; Hypocreales; Nectriaceae
Exons: 1
Coding region: 1-684 (227 amino acids)
Biological process (GO): CDP biosynthetic process; UDP biosynthetic process
Cellular component (GO): cytoplasm; nucleus
Molecular function (GO): UMP kinase activity; ATP binding
Source: RefSeq, a predicted model, not a curated record